UGACUGGGAGCAAGAGCACAUCACACACACUGCCAGGUUCAGGGGAAUUGGGGGAAAAAUUGAAAAGCUAUUGAAGUGCGCAGAAACACUUCUUGAGAGGUGAACAAAGAAAAACAUUAAAAAGGGACAGAAGACAAAGAAUGCUUCUGCAGCUGCUCAGUUUUGCGGCUCUUCUUGCUUGCGCCCAUUGCCAGUGUCCGCAAGGCUGGAGGGAAUAUGAGAAUAAAUGUUACUUCUUUUCAACUGAUACAAAGUCAUGGAUGGAGGCCAACGCAUUUUGUAUGGCGCUUAACACCAACCUGAUGAGCAUUCAGAACAUUCAUGAAAGGUUGUGGGUAAGGACGCAAAUUGGCACGGAGAUCUACUGGAUUGGCCUAAAUGACGAAAGCGCUGAAGGGUUCUGGGAGUGGAGUGAUGGGAGUCCUUUUAUACCAUUCCUAACAUACUGGAUGCAAGGCCAGCCUGAUAACUGGGGCGAUGAACCCGGGGAGGACUGUGGUCAGGUAGUAGGAUCUAGCUUUGGACAGUGGAAUGACGAGAACUGCAGUGUUAAGAGGAAAUACAUCUGCAAGUACAUAAACCAGAAUCCUAGCCCACAGUGUGACUUAGCCAACGGAUGGAAACAGCACGGCUCCAACUGCUACAAUUUGAAGGCUGACAGCAGAAAGAGCUGGGCAGCAGCGAGACAUGACUGCGUGCAGGAUGGAGGAGACCUGGUGUCCAUUGUCACAGCAGAAGAGGAGCAGUAUGUCACAGGAUCACUGGACCCAUCAUGGGUCGACCUCUGGAUUGGGCUUUCCACACUGAAAUGCAACAAGAUUUCAUGUCAAGUUGAAGCAGGAAACAAUCAGUACACCUGGUCUGAUGCUCUCUCAGUGACGUACACAAACUGGGCUGAUGGUGAACCUUCAGGUGAUACACAGGCCGGCUCAUGUUCUGCAAUCAUCAAGGAUGCAUCAGAUACGUUUGGGAAAUGGAGAUCCCAUGUGUGCAGAUAUGAACGUCCUUACAUGUGUAAACGACCACUGAACACUAUCUGCCCUACUGGCUGGCUGAGCUUUGCUGGCAGUUGUUACUGGAUGGUCAGUAAUAUCAAUCUGUUGACCACCUGGCAUGAGGCCAGCACCAAGUGCUCCGACAUGGGGGCCCACCUGCUGAUUAUAAACAGUCAAGAAGAACAGUUCUUCAUUAAUGGGAACCUUCCAGACUUUCACCAAGUUGACAUUCCUGACAUCUGGAUCGGUUUAUCAGAUAAGGACCAGGAUGGGGAUUUCAAAUGGGUGGAUAAAGGAGAGAUUACUUUUUCGAACUAUGGUCCUGGUUGGCCUAGAAACACUGCAGGCACCUGGGACUGUGGACAAAUCUUCACAGGAAAUUAUGAAGGAAAAUGGGAAACAACUAACUGCUUCAAGAGCAUGGGUUACAUUUGUGAGAUGACAGGUGGACAGAACAUCAAACCAACUUCAGCUCCUGAUUCCCACUGUGACCCUGGAUAUUUAUUGUACGGGGACUUCUGCUAUCACUUUGAGAGUGAGUUGGUGAAAAACUGGCAGGAUGCUGAGUCUUAUUGCAGCAGAGAGCAGGGUCACCUGGCCAGCUUCCACUCAGAGGAAGAACUUAGUUUCCUAACUGCUCACAUGCCAGGGCAAGCUUGGGUUGGUUUGAAUGAUAUCAAUGUUGAAAACCAGUGGGUAUACACCGAUGGAACGCCCGCGGACCUCCUCCCAUGGGCGCCCAACCAGCCAGACAACUGGGAGAACAACGAGGACUGUGCACACCUCACAGGGAUGGAUCACCAUGAACCUGGAAAACUCAAUGAUGAUUUCUGCACCUCCACAAAGGAAUUUAUCUGCAAAAAAGCCAAGGGACAAGGACCUCCUCCCCGGCCCCCAACUUCUGGACCAGGAUGGAAUGAAAAAUGUGGUUCUUGGAUGGCUGACCCUUUCAACGACUACUGCUACCAGUUUAACUACCUGUCCAUGAGGACGUGGACAGAAGCUCGGGCCGACUGUGUUAACCAGGGAGGAGACCUCGUCAGUAUCACCAAUCCCUUCGAGCAGGCCUUCAUACAAGGUGUGAUCCAGGUGAGUCCCACAGGAAUCUCUCUGUGGAUGGGCGGUCAUGACUCCAUCACAGAAGGCGGAUGGGAGUGGACAGAUGGUUCACCUUUCAAAUACAUCCGCUGGAAUGCAGGUAACCCAGACGACUAUUACGGUGAAGAUUGCCUGUCUAUUCUAAUUAACAAAGGCUACUGGAACGACGACAACUGUGAGUACAAAAGAGGAUACAUCUGCAAGCGGAAAGGAAAUACACCUGAGCCUCCUCCACCUCAUGAUGGUUUCAUGACGGCCCUGGUGUGCCAGGGCUCCCCUGCUGUCCUUCAUUGUCCACAUGAAAGUGUAAUUAACAUCCAGUCUGCUUUCUACGGACGAAAGAGUGAUGACAUCUGUCCACACCUGGAUGGUUCAGGGGGAGGAAGCUGUACAGUGGAAGGUGUCCUUCCUGACAUUAGAAAGAAAUGUGACAACCGUCCUUACUGCUUCGCAUACGUCCAUCUGGAGGUGGACCCCUGUCCCACAGUUUCCAAAUACCUUGAGAUUGUCUACAGCUGUGAACAAAAAGUGUGUCUGCACGGCCUGGGUGUCGAGGACGGGAACAUCACGGACUCCCAGCUCUCUGCUUCGUCCUCCACUGGUCUCUUCACUCCCAACAAAGCUCGUUUGAAUGGAAAUUCCUGCUGGAUGCCUUCCGGAAGCCCAACUUCAAGCUGGAUCCAGGUAAACCUGGGCCAGACCAGAAAAGUAACAGGAAUAGUAAUUCAGGGUUGUCCUCAAAAUGACCACUGGCUCACCAAAUUUAAGAUCCAGCACAGUACGGACGGAGCAAGCUGGACUGACUACACUGCUGACGGCCAGUUUUUCCCAGGCUCAACAGACAGAAACACUCCUGAAACUCAGCUACUUGGUACACCUGUGUCAGCCCAGUAUGUCCGCAUCCUCCCACUGGAGUUCAGUGGUCAGGCAGGCCUUCGCUUCGACGUCUUGGGGUGCACACCAGACUAUGCAAUCACAUGCGCCAAUGUGCCCAACUUCAACUUUGCCAAUGAUAAAAUGACUGUCCAUUGUCCAGCUGGGUGUGCUAAUGCUUAUUACAGCGUGUAUGGCACUACAGUUUAUCGUGGGGACUCAAACAUCUGUGCUGCAGCUAUGCAUGCUGGAGUGAUUUUAAAUGAAAUCGGAGGAGACUGUACUUUGUUGAAAGCUGCAGGACAGAACUUCUAUGCCGGCUCCACCAGGAAUGGCAUCACCUCAAGACAAUUUGAUGGAAACUAUGCUGUUUCGUACACUUUUGCUGAUGGGGAGCUGAGGUGUUCAGGGCCUGACUGGUACGAGUUUGGAGACUUCUGCUACAAACCUUUUGAAGACAAAAAAACAUGGCAUAGUGCCCAGCACACCUGCAGAGCUAUGGGUGCUCAACUCGUAUCCAUCCUCUCGAUGAAGGAGCAGAGCUGGCUUGAAAGCUACAUGUACAUGGCCAACAGUGAUGUGUGGACUGGUCUGAAUGACCUGGUUGUGACUGGUAUGUUCACCUGGUCUGAUGAUCACAUGGUUACCUUCACUUACUGGGCUCCAGGGGAACCCAACAACCACGAUGGGUUCAGUGAAGACUGUGUUGAGAUGUUACACCAGACUGGACGAUGGAACGACGUGUCCUGUACAGAACUCAAUACCUACAUAUGUAAAAUGCCCAAAGCACAUUACCCAGUGCCCUCUGUAAAACCCACAGUGUACGGGUGUCCUCAGGGCUGGGAUGCAUACGGCUACUCCUGCUACUGGAUGGAGGAGACCACCAGGAGCUGGUCAGAGGCUAAGGAUUUCUGUAAAGAGCAGGACGGCUUCUUACUGCACAUCGGAGACAUUUAUGAGCAGGCACAUUUUACAGUGGCUCUGUCAGGAAAGACAGGUUUUUGGUGGAUCGGUCUGCGUGCUAAAGGAGAGCCAGGUGGAGGGGUUGACUACAUCUGGGACAACGGCUUACCUCUCACCUUCACCCACUGGGACAGAGAUCAGCCAGAUAGCGGGGAUGGGACUUGUGUGGCUAUGACAACUGGUCAGAUUGGUGGUUUCUGGGAUGACCAGCAGUGCUUAGAGAAACACGCCUUUGUCUGUGAGAAACCUAGACCCGACAUCACCCCACCCACUAGGCCCCCGACUCCUCCUCCUGCACAGGGCUGUGCUGAUGGCUGGACGGCUCUGCCUCACUUCAGAAACUGUUAUAAGCUCUUUCACAAUGUGGACUGGUCCAAGAAGAAAAGCUGGGGGGCAGCACAUGAGGACUGUCUUUCCAGAGGCGCUAAUCUGGUCAGCAUCCACAAUCAGGAGGAGGAGGAGUUCCUGUCUCUGUACAGCAAAGGCAGCAGCAAGUGGAUAGGCCUCAAGCACAACCCAACAGAAGGAGGUUAUUCUUGGAGUGAUGGCACACCCCUCUCUCACACCAACUGGGGCAACGGGGAGCCAAACAACCACGAGGGCCGCGAGGAGUGUGUGGAGAUGGUGAGCAGCAGCAACGGGACCUACUCCUGGUGGAACGAUCUCAACUGUGACGCUAACCAGGACUGGAUAUGCAUGAUUACUAAAGGAAAGAAUCCCAUCGUGCCUCCAGUGCCCCCACCCCCACUCCCAGCACUUGAUUGUGGUACUAAUGUUGGCUGGAGGAAGAACAACAACAUCUGCUACUACUACAACGACACCGACAUUGUGGACUUCCACACGGCUAUGAUGCGCUGUCACCUUGAGAAGGCCUUACUCGUCUCCAUCCUAAACAAAGACGAACAGGCAUAUGUUAACAGCAUGGUGGGGACAGGCCAGGUGGAUGCAGCUUGGAUUGGAAUGAGGAUGUUUGGCAUUGCUGGGGGAGAAUACAUGUGGGUGGACUUCUCCCCUGUUACGUACACUCAUUGGGGUCCAGGUGAGCCCAACAACGCCAACGGGGAGGAACAGUGUGUUCAGAUGAAAAGACAUCAAGGUGGAUGGAAUGAUGCCAACUGUGGCAGGGCUGGAGCAGGUUACGUCUGUAAGAAGUUCCCUGGAGAUAUUCACACCCCUCCUCCACCCACACAGCCCUGGGAGGGCAACUGCCCAGCAGGUUGGAUGCGUUUCAAGGAUAAAUGCUUCAUGUUCAAAGGGAAGAAAAAUGACAUUAAAGCCAACUGGUCUUAUGCCCGGAACUGGUGCAAAGACCAAGGAGGAGAGCUGGCAGUUAUUGAUGACCAGUACGAGAAUGACUUUGUUUCUAGUUACCUGAGGGACCUGAAGGGUCCAGCGUGGAUCGGCCUGUCAGAUCUCUUGUUAGAGAAUCAGUACGCCUGGAGUGACGGGGUCAGCCCUGUGCUGUACACCAACUGGAACGACAAGGAGCCUAACAAUGCAGGAGGAACGGAACACUGUGUGGCAAUGGCUCACAACCACCUGGUGAGCGGCAGGUGGAACGAUGAUGCCUGUCAUAAGGAUCAUAGCUUUGUCUGCUACAGGAAGAAAUCGAGCAGCAUCCAACCUCCACCCCCAACCAAGAGCCCCUGCCCAGCUGGCUACAUCUCCUGGUACCAGAACUGCUACAAGCUGGUGGAGGAGCAUGAGACGUGGGACAAGGCUCAGACGUCCUGCAAGCAGCAGGGAGGCAACCUGGCCAGCAUCGACAUGAGCUACGACCAGGCCUUUGUUGCCGGAGUGGUCCUGCAGGGCAGAGCCGACGCCUGGAUCGGACUCCAGCGCAAGGAUGAUGGCUCCUACACUUGGACAGAUGGCUGGCCAGUUUUUUUCACUCAAUGGGGACCAGGAGAACCCAGCAACAUUAAGGAUGAGGGCUGCGUGAGUAUGCACGCUUCACGCGCGUUCCACGGGACCUGGAAUGACACCAAGUGUGACGAAGCAAAACCGUACAUCUGCAAGAUCUCCUCAGAGAAUCCGCCGCCGACUCCUGCCCCUGGUGACGGGAACUGUCUUCCAUUCUGGGUACCCUACGGCCGCCAUUGUUACUAUGUGUACAACGGUAAGCAGGGUUUCUCUUGGCCUGACUCCCUUCACUACUGCCAGUCGGCCAAGGCAAAUCUGGUGUCCCUCCACAGCAGAGCGGAGGUAGAGUUCCUCAGGAACCUCAACUACACCAAAUAUCACAACAUCUGGAUCGGCCUCACCAGGGAUCGCAACUUUGGCUGGGGCUGGACAGAUCAGACGUCUCUGGGCUUCCUCAACUGGGCUCAUGGUGAACCCAAUGCAGCCUUUCACCCUGGGGAGGUGGGCGAGGAGAACUGCGUGGAGAUGUACCAGGACGGACAAUGGAAUGACAACAACUGCCUGCAGAAGAGAGGCUUUGCAUGCCGCCACCGCCAGUAUCAUACAACUGAUGAUGGCGGUAAUCCAAUUUUCCCCACCGAUGAUCCAAACGUCAGCAAUGGAGGGGUGAUAGUCGGCGCCAUCAUUGCAGCCAUUGUGGUUUGCAGCUUGGUAGCUGGAUUGCUGUACUAUGUUUUCAGGGUCCGAGGCUAUAAACUGAGCGGUUUAAGCCUGCCAACGAAAACAACCACUCCUGUCGAUGUGCCUGCUUUCACCAACCCAAACUUUUCAGGAGAAUCAGACACAUAGACCAUUUAAGUUUUGUACAGUAAACAGUUUUCAAAUCGGUGAUAGUGUAAUUUUUAAGUCUCCAGAGUGCUAUAAGAUUUAACUCUGUUGUAUAUAUUGUAACACACUAAUAAACAUAAUUUGUAUUAAAACUGUGUUUUAAGUGUCGCACUUACAUUUUUGGGGUGCAACAGUUGUUUACAGCAAUCUGUGCCACAUGGCCAAAGUAAUUCAGAAAUGUUGUAUAUGAAACUCACUGUUAAUGUGUUAUUUACUUACCUUUACCACCAAAUUGUGUAAUUCUUGUUUCCUUAAUAAAAUGAGUAAAUAACAAUAAAUUAAGAGUUAAGAACAAUAAA
Messenger RNA from Etheostoma cragini (Arkansas darter), 6979 nucleotides. RefSeq names its product macrophage mannose receptor 1. The transcript has 50 exons. Gene Ontology annotation, molecular function: carbohydrate binding; signaling receptor activity. The record is from RefSeq and is a predicted model, not a curated record. The coding region runs from base 141 to 6641 and encodes 2166 amino acids. Lineage: Eukaryota; Metazoa; Chordata; Actinopteri; Perciformes; Percidae.